Messenger RNA from Gaeumannomyces tritici R3-111a-1, 1387 nucleotides. RefSeq lists its product as hypothetical. NCBI's taxonomy places the organism in Eukaryota, Fungi, Ascomycota, Sordariomycetes, Magnaporthales, Magnaporthaceae. The record is from RefSeq and is a predicted model, not a curated record. The coding region runs from base 312 to 1238 and encodes 308 amino acids. The transcript is spliced from 3 exons.
AAAAGAGGUCUGAUCCUUCCGCGCCUCAUUCAAUUCGAUCUGCGCAGACAAGCAGGUUCCCUCCGGACGCGCUGGGCGAACUGGGCCAAGACGAUCUCAGAAUCUCACCCUCGAUCUCCUAUCUACUUUACAAAACCUUGCUGCUGCUCGGCAGCUCGCUUCAAGAAGCGACCUUUUGAAUUCAUUUCCGCGGUCGCUUCGACGACUUCGAUUUCAACCGCGUCAAGCCUCUCCUGAGUGCAGCCUUCGCCGAUCAUCCAGAUGAUGCCCUGAUCUGGGCUCGAGUCUGCCGCGCCGUCAUCCAAUCCGCCAUGGCAGACCAAUCCCGGAUCAUCAGCGAUAAUCCCAUCGGAAACGGCCUUGCUGGCUUCCACGCAUCAUUCGAUUCGAUCUGCAACGAGAAGAAGGUGCUGCGCACUCUGGACGCGCUGGGUCAACUUGACCGAGAAGAUCUCCAGAAUCUCACCCUCGAUCUUCUAUAUGCUUUACGGAACCUUCCUGCUGCUCGGCGGCUCGCUUCAAGGACAAGUUCGGGCGCCCUUCGAACCGACCUCGUGAAGCUCAUUUCUGCCGCCGCCUCCGACGACUUCGAUUUUGACCGUGUCAAGCCUUUGCUGAAUGCAACCCUCGCCGAUGACCCAGACGAUGCCUUUAUCUGGGAUCAGGUUUACCGCGCCGUUACCGAGCCUACCCCGCCGCCCCGGCCGGUGCCAUCUUCCCUCCAGCAAACCCCAUGGCUAUACAAUACCGGCGGUUUCGCUAACUUUUCGGAAUACCGCCAAGAUGUGGAUAGGGUCCUUAGGUCGGAGCUUGGUCCUUUUUACGUCGGGCUUCCUCGCUUCCGCGAAGCUUUUUUCGGACGCGUGGCAGGUCUAGAUGCAGCGUCCGAGGCCGUUUUGAAAAAGUGCACGGAAAGCAGCAAUCCACUUUUUAGCAGCGAAGGCUGGCGAGAAUGGCCGGCAGGCGCAAAAGAGAGCGACGUGUUGGCCUGGUUUAACGACAUUCUCGCGAAGCUGGACGCAUUUUUAAAAGACUACAAGCCGACCUUAACAUAUCGACGAAAGCCACUAGCGCAGCCUAAUAAACCGAUCCAGGGUUUAACAGGAAAGCGGAAGCUGGACGUCGGCUUGGUAGACGACCCUAAUGCUGGAAGAGAUUCGAGAUGCCACUGGUCGCAGAUCCUCGUGCCUGGAAAGCCAAAGAGCAACCGCUUUGCAGACAUAGCCUUAAAGGCGUAGCUUAAUCUGGGGAGGUAUGCAAAAAAAGUGUUUACGGCGCAAAAUACCCGCCGUUUCGUUUUAGGAUUCACUUUUUGCGGGUCUUUUAUAAGGUUGUGGGAGUUUGACCGGCUGGGCGGAAUUGCGUUCGACAAGUUCGACAUAAACAA